Messenger RNA from Nymphaea colorata (pocket water lily), 3945 nucleotides. RefSeq lists its product as uncharacterized. The transcript has 2 exons. The coding region runs from base 868 to 1935 and encodes 355 amino acids. Gene Ontology annotation, molecular function: nucleic acid binding; zinc ion binding. NCBI's taxonomy places the organism in Eukaryota, Viridiplantae, Streptophyta, Magnoliopsida, Nymphaeales, Nymphaeaceae. The record is from RefSeq and is a predicted model, not a curated record.
GCAUUUUGAAGGCUCAGCCUUCUAUUGGCAUUCUUUUCAAGACGUAGCAAGCAGAGGCAUCAAGUGGAUCAAUGGGCAUAGCUUGUUAGAAUUUAAAUAUUAGACAUUAUGUAAGUAUACAUAUGUUUCAUAUAUGAUUUGUAUAUAUGAAUAUCUAUGUAUGCAUAGGUGUUAUGUAUUUUAUUUUAUUUGCUUCCUUUUCUUUUUUAUGUACUUUUUAUUUUCUUUUCUUUUUCUAUUUUUACCUUUUCCUUUUUGUAAAAGGGAACUAGCUGUUGGACCAGCUUCCAACGGCUAGAUUUCUAGCCGUUGGAGCUGGCCCAACAGCCAACUCCUCCUUCUUCUCUCCCUUUCAUUGUACUAUAUAUAUGGGACUGUUGUCCCUUGUUUGGUUAAGGCUUUUAGGCCUCUCUUGUGUAUUCUUCUAUUGAGAUUAAUAGAUUUGGUAUCUUCUCCUCAAGUUUGAGGUUUGGUUGUGUAUUACCUAUUGAAGUUGUUGGGAUCUUCAAGAGUGUAUCUCUUGAAGCAUUUGUAUUCUCAAGAUCAGGCCUGAUUUACAUGGUAUCAGAGCCUCGUUUUGGCUCUUUGCGUUGCUGUCUUUCAAGCUUAGAGGACAGCUUGAAGAUCCAGUUAUUACUCUUUCCUUGGAGCUGUGAAGCACUCCAAGUGUUCGAUAUAUUGUUGGCUGAAAUUUGACACAAGAAGGUGCUGUUAUUUUGCUGGCUUCUUUUGGUGAUAUUUGUGACGGGAUAAAGCUCCCUUGGUGGUGAAGAUUGUGGCAGUCUUUGACGCGUCGAAAGCUUCAUUUUUGUGUGGCUGUUUUUCAUCCUAGCACUACCUCAACGUCUCCUUUACAAGGUACACAUUAUGGAUGAAAGAACUUCCUCUACUCCUCUUCCCAAAUUAACUUUAUCAAAUUAUGUUUCUAGGGCAAAAACUAUGGAACAUUUUAUUAGAAGUAAAGGCCUAUGGGGACUCGUUGAUGGGUCAAAAAGUGAACCUCAAUUAGUCCUCACCAAGACCAUAGAUGGUAAAGCUCAAGAACUAGAUGGAGUUGAAAAAGACAAGGCUAUGAAUGAAUAUGAGAGAAAAUGGGAAGAGUGGAAGAUAGGACACCACAAGAUUAUCACUUGGAUUAUUGCUUGUGUUGAUACUACAACCAUGGGCCAAAUAGCAAAACAUAAUUUUGCUCAUGAAGCUUGGGAAUUUCUCAAGAAAACCCACACUAUGAAGGAUGUGGCCUACAUGUGCAAUCUUCAAAUGAAGAUUGCAAGUCUCCAACAAGGAGACAAGUCCAUUAAAGAAUACGUUGGAGAAAUGGAGCAAUUAUGGGACGAACUUGCUCUAUUUGAACCCGAAUGGUAUGAUCCAAGAGACAUUGGAGUUAGAGAAAAACAAAUCCAAAGGGAGAAAUUUUAUAAAUUCAUUCUUGGUCUUAGAUCGGAAUAUGAUGGAGUCAAAACUUCCUUGCUCCAUAGGCAUAAAGUGCCAUCCAUGAACGAAGCCAUAGCGGAACUUCAAAUGGAGGAAAAUAGACUCAAUUUUUCAAAAGACAAGAGUGAAAGUGUUCUUGCUACCUCAAGACCCGGUGCUCAUAUGAGAACUUAUAGGCCUCCUCACUUUAAUCGAAACUAUGAGCAUAGCAAUAAUGGCAACAAGAAGAUUAUAUGUUUCCAUUGUCAAGAAGAAGGACAUACCAAACUUAGAUGUCCUAAAUUGAGGAGAUUUGAUAAAAAGACAAGUGUGGCUGGGAUAAUGUAUGAAGAAAGCAAUCGAUUUGACCUAGACAAACUUGUAAGUGCCCUCCAACCAAAGCUUAUUGAUGCUCUUCAACCGCUUUUCAAAGGAGGAGGGACUUCUCCAAUCUCCGGAGCAACCGUGGCAUCUACAUCAUCAAGACCAUCUUUCCAAGAAGACGAUUGGGGAAGGUUCUAGGAAAAAUGAUCUCUACUAUGUUGACUAUUUGGAUCUUUCCAACCCUACUUGCAAUAUAGUCAAGAAGAGUGACAUUCAAGUUUGGCAUCAAAGACUUGGGCAUUCAAGUUUAGGAAAAAUGUCUUGUAUCCCUUUUUUGGAAGAGAAAUGUAAAGAAAUGAUCUCUUGUGAUGAUUGUAUUAAAGCCAAAAUUAAGGCUUUACCUUUUGGAAAUAGAAAUUUUGUUGCAAAAGCACCUUUUGAAUUAGUGCAUUCGGAUGUAUGGGGUCCCGCUCCUAUUAUGUCUAAAGGUGGUUUAGUUUAUUAUGUCAUUUUUGUGGAUGAUUACUCUCGAUAUGCUUGGGUUUACUUUCUUAAACGCAAAUCGGAAGUCUUUAUGAAUUUUAAAAACUUUUACAACAUGAUCAAAACUCAAUUUGAUGCAAACCUUAAAAUUUUUAGAAGUGAUUCCGGGGGAGAAUUCAUUUCCAAUGAAUUUGAAGAAUUCCUAAAAGAAAAGGGAGUUAUACACCAAAAGUCUUGUCCCAAAACCCCCCAACAAAAUGGAGUCGCCGAAAGAAAACAUAGACAUAUUCUUGAAACAACAAGAGCUCUUCUUAUAUCAAAAAAUGUUCCAAAAAAUUUUUGGGCUGAAGCAAUUUUAACAUCCAUUUACUUGAUUAAUAGAAUGUCCUCUAAAGUUUUAGAAAAUAUUUCACCUUUUCAAAAACUUUUUAACUUGGAGCCAACUUAUAAAAGAUUCAAAGUCUUUGGUUGCAAAUGUUUCAUUUUAAAUGACAAAAAUGAUAAACUUUCAUCUAGGGCUAUUCAAUGUGUCUUUAUUGGCUAUUCCGAAACUCAAAAAGGGUAUAGAUGCUAUGAUAUUGAAAAAGAUAAGGUGUAUGUUUCAAGAAAUGUGAUAUUUUUAGAAGAAGAAAAUGGCUUUAAUGAAAAUAAACCCAAGCAUGAAGAUGACUAUUCUUUUUUAUGGAUAAAUGAUGAUGAUGUUGAUAAUGAUGAUGAUGUUUUGCCUUCUUCACAUAAUGAUGCUCAAAAUGAGGUUGAGAAUACUCUUUUUGAUAGAUCUUCACCAAGAAGUGAUGGAUCACCAAGAGAAGUUAUAGUUUAUAAGAGAAGGUCUCAACAAAACAUCCAAGAGUCUCAACCUACUCUUAGGAGAUCUCAAAGAGAUUCUCAUCCACCUCAAAAAUUUGUUUCCUAUGAGUCUUUUUCCCCAAAACAUAGAGCUUGCUUAUUAGCUAUUCACUCUCAUGUUGAACCUUCAUCCUAUCUUGAAGCCAAAACUAACCCACAUUGGAUUGAAGCAAUGAACAAUGAACUUAGAGCCCUUGAAGACAAUAAAACUUGGGACAUUGUGUCUCUUCCUAUAGGGAAAAGGACAAUAGGAUGUAGGUGGGUUUACAAAGUCAAGACUAGAAGUGAUGGAUCACUUGAAAUGUAUAAAGCUAGACUUGUUGCCAAAGGAUAUGCCCAAGAAUAUGGGAUUGAUUACGAAGAAACCUUCGCCCCUGUUGCUCGUAUGACCUCUGUUAGAGCUCUUAUUGCCAUUGCCUCCAUUAAACAAUGGUUUAUAUAUCAAUUGGAUGUCAAAAAUGCUUUUUUGAAUGGAUACUUAAAUGAAGAGGUAUACAUGGAUUCACCCCCUGGGCUUGAUUUACUUCAAGGAAAAGUUCUUUAUCUUAGAAAGGCAUUAUAUGGCUUGAAACAAGCUCCAAAAGCUUGGUUUGACAUGUUUAGCAAUGUUAUGUUCAAACAAGGUUUUAAAUCAUGCUAUUCUGACACUGCUAUGUUUGUUAAAAAUACUGCUAUAGGUAUAAUUGUGUUACUUUUAUAUGUAGAUGAUAUGAUUAUUACAGGUAAUGAUGCCAACAGAAUUAUGCAGGUAAAGGACUUUCUAAAAAAUGAAUUUGAAAUGACUGAUUUGGGUAAACUAACCUAUUUUCUUGGUAUUGAAGUAGCUUAUAGUAGAAGAGGAUACUUACUCUCACAAAUGAAGUUUGUCAAUGACAU